AUGCCCUCGGCGGCCAAGCAAUCUGCAUCGCCCCAGGCCACCCACCAGGCCGCCGCGCCGCAGCAGUCGGUCGCCCUGCGGCUGCGGACGGGCGCAUGCUGCCUGCCGCAUCCUGGGAAGGCUUCGUAUGGCGGCGAGGACGCGUUCUUCGUGAGCGCCGCCGGGGGCGGCGCGCUCGGCGUCGCCGACGGCGUCGGCGGCUGGGCCGAAAGCAAUGUCAACCCCGCGGCCUACGCGCGCUCGCUGAUGCGCGUCGCCUGUGCGUUCGUUGAGGGCGCGGGCGCCGAGCAGCUCGCGCGCGCGGCGGCGGACGGGGCUAAGGCGCCGGCUGCCGACAACUCGCUCAGUCAUGGCAGCGGCGGCGGCGGCGGCGGCGGCGGCGGCAGCGUGGGCGGCGGGGGCAGGGCGCCGGGCGCAGGCGCCGCCGUGGCGGCGGCGGGCGCGACAAGGGCGGCGGCCGACAGCCGGGGGGACAGCGGUUUCAUCGCGGUGCGACAGGGCCUGGUGGUGGCGCGCUCCCGGCCGCUGCAGCACUGGUUCGACUGCCCGUACCAGCUCGGCGCCUUCCCCGAAUUUGUCGAGGCCACGGACACGGCAGCGCACGCGGACGUGUUUGAGGUGCCGCUGCUGCCUGGCGACGUCGUCGUCGUAGGCAAGCAACCCCAAGAGUUCAUAUUGUGCAGCGAUGGGCUGUGGGACAACGCCUAUGAUGCAGACAUCUUGGCGCUGCUGCCAAAGGGCCCCCGCGGGGCGCAGGCUGCUGCCGAGGCGAUCGCGGCCAUGGCGCGGGCCCACUCGAUGGACCCAGAGUUCCCAUCGCCCUACACGCGCGAGGCGCUGCAGCAGGGUUACGACCUGUCGUGGUUUGACAAGCUGAGGCGUGCGCAGUUCCGGGACGGCCGCAUCCGCCUGGGCUGCCUGACGGGCGGCAAGCCGGAUGAUGUCACCGUGCUGGUGGCGGUCGUGGAGGACCGGCCGGCCUGGGCGUGA
Molecule: messenger RNA, 990 nt
Organism: Monoraphidium neglectum
Lineage: Eukaryota; Viridiplantae; Chlorophyta; Chlorophyceae; Sphaeropleales; Selenastraceae
Product: serine/threonine protein phosphatase
Exons: 6
Coding region: 1-990 (329 amino acids)
Source: RefSeq, a predicted model, not a curated record